GGCGGGGGCGCGCGGGACGCCCCGGACCCACCCGGGACCAUGUGCUCCCUGGGCCUCUUCCCGCCGCCGCCGCCCCGGGGCCAGGUCACGCUGUACGAGCACAACAACGAGCUGGUGUCGGGCAGCAGCUACGAGAGCCCGCCCCCCGACUUCCGGGGCCAGUGGAUCAAUUUGCCCGUCCUAAACCUGACCAAGGAUCCCCUGAAGACCCCCGGGAGGCUGGACCAUGGCACAAGAACCGCUUUCAUCCAUCACCGGGAACAAGUGUGGAAAAGAUGCAUCAACAUUUGGUGUGAGCUGGGCGUCUUUGGGGUCCUGAAUGAACUCGCAAACUCGGAGGCGGAGGUGUUUGAGUGGGUGAAGACGGCGUCGUGCUGGGCCCUGGCGCUCUGGCGCUGGGCCUCCUCCCUCCAUGGGUCCCUGUUCCCCCACCUCUCUCUCAGGAGCGAGGACCUCAUCGCCGAGUUUGCCCAGGUCACAAACUGGACCAGCUGCUCCCUGCGGGCCUUCGCCUGGCACCCGCAUACCAACAAGUUCGCGGUGGCCCUGCUGGACGACUCGGUCCGCGUGUAUAACGCCAACAGCACGAUCGUCCCUUUCCUGAAGCACCGGCUGCAGCGCCACGUGGCUGCCCUGGCCUGGAAGCCCCUCAGCGCCUCGGUGCUGGCCGUGGCCUGCCAGAGCUGCGUUCUCAUCUGGACCCUCGACCCGACCUCGCUGUCUACCCGGCCCUCUUCUGGCUGUGCCCAGGUGCUCUCUCACCUGGGGCACGCACCCGUCACCAGCCUAGCCUGGGCCCCCAGUGGGGGGCGGCUGCUGUCCGCUUCGCCUGUGGACGCUGCUAUCCUGGUCUGGGAUGUAUCGACAGAGACCUGUGUCCCCCUUCCCUGGUUUCGGGGAGGUGGGGUCACCAACCUGCUCUGGUCCCCAGAUGGCAGCAAAGUCCUGGCCACCACGCCUUCCGCAGUCUUCCGCGUCUGGGAGGCCCAGAUGUGGACGUGUGAGCGGUGGCCCACUCUCUCGGGACGCUGUCAGACUGGCUGCUGGAGCCCAGAUGGAAAUCGGCUGCUGUUCACGGUCUUGGGGGAGCCCCUGAUCUACUCCUUGUCGUUCCCAGAACACGGGGAGGGGAAGGGGCACGUUGGAGGUGCCAAGUCGGCGACGAUCGUGGCCGAUCUGUCCGAGACGACCAUCCAGACGCCGUCUGGAGAGGAGAGGCUCGGGGGACAGGCUCACUCCAUGGUCUGGGACCCGAGCGGGGAGCGUCUGGCUGUGCUCAUGAAAGGGAACCCGCGGGUGCAGGAGGGGGCCCCAGUCAUCCUCCUCUUCCGCACUCGGAACAGCCCCGUGUUCGAGCUGCUGCCUUGCGGCGUUGUCCAGGGGGAGCCGGGAGCCCAGGCGCAGCUCAUCAGCUUCCACCCCUCCUUCGGCAAAGGGGCCCUGCUCAGCGUGUGCUGGUCGACAGGCCGGAUCACCCACAUCCCGCUCUACUUCGUCAACGCUCAGUUCCCACGUUUCAACCCAGUGCUUGGCCGGGCCCAAGAGCCCCCCGCGGGGGGUGGUGGCCCCGUCCACGAUCUCCGCCUCUUCACGGAGUCGUCCCCAUCUUCUGCCCCCGGGGACCCUCUCCCAGGUCCUCAGGGCCACUCCUUUCAGCCCCACUUCUAAUAAAC
Messenger RNA from Sorex fumeus (smoky shrew), 1673 nucleotides. It is a transcript of the gene AAAS, whose product is annotated as aladin WD repeat nucleoporin. Gene Ontology annotation, biological process: nucleocytoplasmic transport. Gene Ontology annotation, molecular function: protein binding. The coding region runs from base 40 to 1668 and encodes 542 amino acids. Lineage: Eukaryota; Metazoa; Chordata; Mammalia; Eulipotyphla; Soricidae. The transcript is spliced from 16 exons. The record is from RefSeq and is a predicted model, not a curated record. Gene Ontology annotation, cellular component: nuclear pore.